This is a messenger RNA of Geodia barretti, 1468 nucleotides long. The record is from the annotation of a GenBank genome assembly. Lineage: Eukaryota; Metazoa; Porifera; Demospongiae; Tetractinellida; Geodiidae.
UAGACAGACAAGUGCAGCGACGACCACCUGCGAGAUGUACGUGUAAGUAAAGACCUAUAGCUACCGACCCAUUAUCUCAGCCUACAGCUACAAUGAACCCCUUAGCCGUAUUCGUGGUGGCACUGGUUGCGACACAACUGCUACCCUGCACUUGCCAACAACGGGUCCCUCCGAGGUUCGCACCUGGGUGCCAGUACGUGCCGUGGAGCGAAUGGAAAACAAUCGGCACCAAAGCGGUGCCUCCUUCCCAGUGCCCCAGUGGUUCUGUUGUUACUGAACAGAGAGAGAAGAUUGUACUUGACGGCAGCUGCAAACCAGCAAUGCAAAACAGGACAAGAUGUGAACCCGAAAUUGUAGAUCGUAUCAUACUCGCACUCGGGCUUGGCAGUUCAGGACAAGGGAUCACCCGAAAAAGGAGACGUCAACCCUCCUUGAGUCACCCCGGACCCAUUACUGCGGUUGGAGAUGGCCCUAACUUCAGUCCCAUCCAGCCUCUUCCCGAGGUUUUCCGCAGUUGCGGCGGCACUGCGCAAAGAGUUUGCCAACACGUCACCGUCCCUCACAGUAAGCGAUUUCUAGAUAGGCUGGAAAUACUACAGCCGUUCGUAGACGACCGCCAUCCUCGUGCGACAGUCGAUCCCGAACCACUUCCUUCCAAGCCGACGCCGUUCAAUAUCACUGAGCAUGGACCUCGCUACAGACGACAGAGCCAGUGCUCGCCAACAAGUAGCCAGUAUGUACUGUUUGUACUGGACACGUCGAGCAACAGCGGAAGAGAAAAUUUCAAUAGGCUGACCGCCGUUCUUGGGGAUUUAGUUCUCUUUUUCUGCAGCCCUAUCAAAGUGGCCGUGAUGACUUUCGACCAAGAGUAUUUCGUUGAAUUCUGCUUUGAUUGCUUCGACAGCACGUGCAGUGGACGUCAGAUGACCGGAGACGCUAUCACCAAUAUCGACUACGGAUACGGUCGCUCCGGGAUUCGUUGGAGACACACAGCCGGUGCUGCACGAUGCGUCUGCGAUUUCAUGCUAACCCCGUCGUGCGGGGUACCAGUCGGUGCGGAGUGUAUCGAUGUUGUGUUUAUAACAGUGGGACGGUCCAACGAUCCAAAUAUUAACGUCUGCAACACGAUUGGGUGCCUUCACGACCGGUACGGAGUCACUACGCACGCAAUUGGAGUUGCAAAUGCAUUUGAUCCUGAGCUAGAGUGCAUCAGCAACGCAGAUCCAAAUACCUUCAAUAUUUUCAACUUCAACAGUUUUGAUGAAUUCGAGCAGACGUUCGAGGACAUUAUGAACAGGCUACUCCAUGGCGGUGUGAGUCCGUCGGGGGAUCCAUACGUCUGUAUCGGUACCCGCGGAUUGGGCACCGAUGGCUGUCAUUGACGCUGACGUUUAAAUCUGUGCUCUGCAUAAUUUUGCAAUUUUGUAUCAUUGAAAAGAUGCAUUUGAGCUCUGCAAUUGCAAUACAA